Molecule: messenger RNA, 1166 nt
Organism: Aspergillus piperis CBS 112811
Lineage: Eukaryota; Fungi; Ascomycota; Eurotiomycetes; Eurotiales; Aspergillaceae
Product: CCDC90 family protein
Exons: 3
Coding region: 140-1066 (308 amino acids)
Cellular component (GO): mitochondrion
Source: RefSeq, a predicted model, not a curated record
CCGACGAUUAGAUCAUCUAAGAACAUCCAACUCAACUACAACUACUCGAUCAGCUUGCCUGUUCUCACGGCUUCAGACUACAUCUCUUCUCCUACCCUAUUCCCCACUGUCCGGCUCACGCUUCUCGUAGCUGAGACCCAUGGCGCCUCAGAAAUCGGUGGCAGAGGUGCCCCGUUCCCUGAUUCCCCGUCUGACUUGGAACGGCUCCUCGACUCGCACUACUUUUACCUCUCCCCAGACUACCGCCCUACCAGCGAAGCGCCAACAAAAGCAGUAUAUUGUACGGAAUCGGAUUUCUGCUGGACGACAACUGCAUACCUCGACUUCCCCGUCCACUGCCUCUUCAGCAUUUCCCGCAGCAGCCCGAGAUCUAGGCACAUCGAUCGCAAGACGCUUCCCUUCCACAACCAAGCCGGCCGGCCAACCAGCCGCACCCCUUGGGAACCCCAUCCGGCAUAAUGGUGUCUAUGUCGCUGCAUUCAACCCGGCUCGGAGAGCUUUUCAUGCGUCCGCUCCGCGCCAGCGCGACCAUCACUUUGAUACAUUGAAAUUCGUCCAACGAUUGAAAGAUGAGGGGUUUAGCGAAGAGCAGGCUGUUGCUAUGAUGCGGGUCUUGAACGACGUCAUUCAGGAGUCCAUCCAGAACUUGACUCGGACAAUGGUGCUUCGGGAAGACACGGAACGAUCAGCCUACACACAAAAAGUCGACUUUGCCAAGCUCCGCUCCGAGCUCCUCAACGCAGAUUCUACCGAAGCGCAAUUGACUCGCUCGUCGCACGAAAAGAUCGCCGCAGAUCUCGCCAAACUCAACUCUCGUCUACGCGACGAGAUCGGUCGCACGCAGGCAUCAGUGCGACUGGAUCUAAAUCUGGAGAAGGGUCGUAUCCGAGAAGAAGCCAAUGGCCAAGAAAUGCGUAUAAAGGAGACGGAAACGAGAAUUGAGCAGGAGGUGGCUGGGUUGAGAGAGCGUGUAGAGGCUGUCAAAUUCUCCACGCUACAAUGGCUCAUGGGUGUAUGCACUGGUACCGCUGCUCUGAUUCUUGGUGCCUGGCGUCUCUUCAUGUGAACCUAUCAUUCUGUGGGCUUUCGGUCCAGUCGGCCGGAUUAAGAUGCCUUGUCUGUUGCCUUCAUAUUAACUCCCCACUAUUACUCCUUACCGCCAAAGA